AUGAACUGCUGAAAACAAGGAUGCAGCCAAAAAUGUGAGUUUUUAUGCCUGCAUGGAGGGAGCCAAGCCUAUUUAACCCAUUUAUGUAAAACCUCUUAUGAGCAUCAUUCUCUUGACUAUAAGAUAGAAUUAAGCAGCUAGCUUGAUCAGAAGUUUCUAUUCAUUAUAAAAAGAGAUAUGCCAAAGUCACAUUAAGGAUCAUUUAAAUUCAGACAUAAGCAUAUGCCAUGACAUUGAUGGACUUUAUGCCCAGCCUAAUAUCGAUACAAAAUUUUCUCUAAUUAAAUAUCUCCAAAGCCUGCUAUCAAACUCUGAAAACUUGAAGAAUCAAUUGGUCAGAGAACUGAGAGACAAAAUUCAAGCCAUUUCCACCUUAUACAGCCAGCAACUAAAAAAAAUAAACGAAAUUGAAUGGGAAUAUCAGUUAUUAAUUAAAAAACUCAUACAAGUUAAAGAAAUCCCAAGAAUUUCUCCUAACAAACUUGAAGGUUUAUUAGUUUUGCCCUCUAAAACAGCGCUGGAAAGGUUCCACAACUUUGAGUAUGUCACCAAAGGAAUAAGACUUGGCUUAAGCCCGUAUCACAAAGCUGAAAUUUUCGUAUUUAAGCAAUAUUCCAGAAAUUUAUUAAGAUUAUCCCUAGAUAGCCUACAAACUGUCGUCCGCAACUUGCCUGAACUAGAAACAACGAUUGAAAACCAUAUUUCUUUAUGCAAGCUUCCAAAUAAUAAAAUUUUUUGCUAUGGGAAUAUUUGACCAGAAAUUUCGAGUUCUUUGUCUUCGCCUAGAGGGACAUCAUUUGUAAUUAAUGAGGAUUUUUCAAUCAUACCUAUAAAAGAUGGGAAACCUCGGAGUGGGGCGACUUCAGUUUAUUAUGAAAAUUCUGUUUAUGUAUUUGGGGGGUGAAGCACAAAAUUACAUAUUAUUGAUAGAAUUACGGAUUCUGCUGAUAAAUUUGAUAUUGAAAAAGGGGUUUGAGAAGCUUUAAAUAGAAUGCCUGAGCCUUCGAUUUACGUAUAUACUUUAGUUUACAAUGAUUCGAUAUUGCUUUCAGGAUAUAAUCAUCAUAAAUUGUAUUGCUAUAAUAUUAUAGACAAUGAUUACUCGGAGCUUUUGGAUUUGAGGGAAAAAUGUAAUAAGGUGAUUUUUGAAUGGAAUUACAGCUUAUACGUGAUAGAAUCUGGAGGAAAUAUUUGAAAAAGCGAUAAUAAUAUUUUGGAAUGAAGAUGGCUUAGAAACUGUAUUGCAUUUGGAGAAGUUUUAUCUUAUCAUUCAACCUUCAAGUGGUCGAUCUUUUUCUUAGAUAGUAAUUAUUGGCUUUAUAAAUUCAGGCUUAGUAAAGAGAAGCUUGAAAAAAUAAAACAAAUAAUAUAA
Blepharisma stoltei is the source of this 1372-nucleotide messenger RNA. Lineage: Eukaryota; Ciliophora; Heterotrichea; Heterotrichida; Blepharismidae. The record is from the annotation of a GenBank genome assembly.